This is a messenger RNA of Frankliniella occidentalis (western flower thrips), 791 nucleotides long. RefSeq names its product cuticle protein 21-like. The record is from RefSeq and is a predicted model, not a curated record. Lineage: Eukaryota; Metazoa; Arthropoda; Insecta; Thysanoptera; Thripidae. Gene Ontology annotation, cellular component: extracellular matrix. The transcript has 2 exons. Bases 64 to 723 code for a protein of 219 amino acids.
UAAAUGGACAAGCGAGAUGGCUGACCAGCACAUUCGGCAGCCGUCCACAGCAGAACAGCAGUCAUGGCAUUCAAGCUUGUUGUCUUCGUCGCCUGCGUGGCUGCGGCCAGCGCUGGGGUCAUCCCCGCCGGCCCAGUGGCGUACUCCGGCUACGCCGCCCCCGCUGCGUACGCCCACGCCGCCCCCGUGGCGUACUCUGGCUACGCUGCUCCCGCCGCGUACGCCCACGCACCCGUGGCAUACGCCGCCCACGCCGCCCCCGUCGUCAAGAGCUUCGCUGCCCCCGUUGCUUACGCCCACGCCCCCGUUGUCGCCAAGGCCGUCGCCCCCGUGUCCGUCGACACCGACUACGACCCCAACCCCAGCUACAGCUACUCCUACGACAUCCAGGACGCCCUGACCGGCGACUCCAAGGGCCAGCAGGAGACCCGCCAGGGUGAUGUUGUCCAGGGCUCCUACUCCGUCGUCGACCCCGACGGCACCCGCCGCACCGUCGAGUACACCGCCGACCCCGUCAACGGCUUCAACGCUGUUGUCCACAAGCAGCCCCUGCAGGCUGCCGUGGUGAAGACUGUCGCCGCCCCCGUUGCCUACGCUGCCCCCAUCGCCAAGGUCCACGCCCCUGUGGCCUACGCCGCCCCCAUCGCCAAGGUCGCCGCCCCCGUAGCGUACGCCCACCCCGCCCCUCUGGGUUACCAGGCUGCCGCUGCUUACUACCACUAAGUCAACACCAAAGUCCCCUCAUUAUAAAUAGUCCAUCCCCACGCAAUAAAACAUCACCAGUCCCACCA